This is a messenger RNA of Megalops cyprinoides (Indo-Pacific tarpon), 1645 nucleotides long. Its product is annotated as zinc finger protein AEBP2-like. Lineage: Eukaryota; Metazoa; Chordata; Actinopteri; Elopiformes; Megalopidae. Gene Ontology annotation, biological process: regulation of transcription by RNA polymerase II. The transcript is spliced from 9 exons. Bases 155 to 1543 code for a protein of 462 amino acids. Gene Ontology annotation, cellular component: ESC/E(Z) complex. The record is from RefSeq and is a predicted model, not a curated record.
ACGUCACGGUUUGCCUCCUGUCGCGUCCCUGUUCAACCCCAAGGAGUGAUCUGUUGUCGUGGGCUGGUGCGCGACUGUGUCUGAUAGCGUGCGUGUGCGAGGGGGUGCAUCACUACGGUACAACUUCGUGGGGGGACUAGACACUUCAAUAAAAAUGGCUGCCGCUACAACCGACAGCGCUGAACAAGAUGCCCCAUCGCCAAGCAGCGAAAGCGGGGCACUGCUCUCAGGAGAGGCCGAGGAGAAGACGCAGGGCCUGCAGGCUCCGAAAGAGGAGCCGGUUGACAGCGAGGCGAUAAAAAUGGAAGAAGCGGACGGCGAGCAGCGCGAAGGGGAAGGGGACGUCAAGCCUCCCGUUGUGCCCGAAAUAACCGAAGCGGCAGCGGCGGUGGGUUCGACGGGAGAGGAUGAGGAGGAGGAAGAGGACAUGGGCUGCGAGCUCACCGGAGCCGGGGAGAGCCCGGAGCAGCGCAGCCCGGAAAGCUGCAGCGACACCGGGGACGGCGCGGAGAAGGAGCUGAAGCAGGAACAAAGGGAGGAAAACGAGUCCUCAUCCAGCGAAAGCAGUAAACCGGGCAAAGGAGACGAUGGCACGGAGAAGAACGGCACCAGCAGCAAACGGCGAGCCAGCGUGGAAAUGUCUUCUUCGGACGGGGAGCCUCUGAGCCGCAUGGACUCGGAAGACAGCAUCAGCAGCACCCUGAUGGACAUGGAGAGCACGGCGUCCAGCGGCCGCUCCACCCCCGCCAUGAUGAAUGGCCAGGGCAGCGCCACGCCCUCCUCCGCUAAGAGCAUAGGCUACACCUGCUGCUGGGACCAGUGCCACAUCUGCUUCAGCUCCAGCCCGGACCUGGCCGAGCACAUCCGCGGUCUGCACGUGGACGGCCAGCGCGGCGGGGUGUUUGUGUGUCUGUGGAAAGGCUGUAAGGUGUACAACACUCCCUCCACCAGCCAGAGCUGGCUCCAGAGGCACAUGCUGACGCACAGCGGGGACAAGCCCUUCAAGUGUGUUGUGGGCGGCUGCAAUGCCAGCUUCGCCUCCCAGGGGGGGCUGGCCCGCCACGUGCCCACCCACUUCAGCCAGCAGAACUCGUCCAAGCCGUCCAAUCAGCCCAAGGUGAAGGAGGAGUCUCCCUCCAAGGCCGGCCUCAACAAGAGGAGGAAACUCAAGAACAAGCGCCGGAGGUCCUUACCGCGGCCGCACGACUUCUUCGACGCCCAGACCAUGGAUGCCAUCCGGCACCGAGCCAUCUGCCUGAACCUGGCCACACACAUGGAGAGCCUGGGUCACGGUCACAGUGUGGUGUUCCACAGCACGGUAAUAGCGAGGAGAAAGGAGGAUUCUGGGAAGGUCAAGGUCCUCCUGCACUGGACUCCCGAGGACAUAUUGCCGGACGUCUGGGUGAACGAGACGGACCGGCCGCAGCUGAAGACCAAAGUGGUGCACCUGUCCCAGCUGCCACAGGACACCGCCGUCUUGUUAGACCCCAAUAUAUACCGAACCCUGCCACAGAAGCGGCUGAAACGGAGGAUGUUUCUCUAGACUCAAUGGAAGCUUCUGUGUCAUCACCUGCUGCCGUUCCUGGAGUUACCGAGAGGAGCGUUAACCGACUGGAACUAUGGACACCAGAGAAGAGCUUUCUUU